AUGUCUGCUCCGUCCGCACCUGUGGUUCCUCCGCGACCCUCCCGCUCCCCGAACCCUCAAAACCACGCAAGCACGUCGAGCUCAACCGCGAUGGAUGUGCCAAAAGUGCCUCCGCGUCCGGGAAGCCGCCGCCUUGAGCGAUCUCAAUCGCCGCAUCGCGCUAGCUUUGCCCGCUCUCCCUUGCACGAUUCGCCUUUUGUGGGCCGCGUUCCACAUGAGCGCCAAGAGAGUGCUCCGCGUCGACCCCCGAGCAUCUCGAUGCCAUCCAUUGGCCAAGAAGGCAUUGAAUACACAUCCGCCCUCUACAAUCCUGAGGAGCAAGAUGGUACUCCGUCAACCGCCAACGCAUCUGGUCCAAACUCUCCUCCAAAGGUUGGAAACAUUCGUCAAGACCUUCCGCUCUACGCCCCGAAGGCGUCGCACCCAGAAGUCAAUGAAAAGGCGAGAGUUGCCGCCGUCACCAGAACCGACUCAGCCCAGGCUGCCGCAGCCGGCAUUGGCCGAGCCGCUCCUACUGAGGAUGACAAGGAGCGUCAAGCGCGUCCGAUAUUCAAGCGCAUCAGCUUCUCGAGGCCAGAGUCCGUCUCGACAGAGCGGCCUUACUCAACCCGACCUGAAGAUGAAGAUUCGGAAGGCCAAGGCGUUCGAGUCCCCAUGUAUCCCAAUGCGGGCUUCGUCCAGGCUCCGUCUCCAGCGCCGCAGUCGUCUGGCCACGGCACUCCUGAAGGGUCGCAGCGACCCUCAAGACACCACGGCCGGACUCGCAGUGGCCGGGAAUUCUUUCACGGUCCUCCCGGUAGCUACGGCCUCCACGGCCAUGGCGUGACCCCAAAGGAUAAGUUCGAAAAGGCCUGGUAUGAGAAGCAUCCCGACGAGCUGGAGCACGAAAUGCACGGAGAAUACGGUCCCGGUAUUGGAGUCCGAAAGGACUGGGUCUUGUCUAGUAACGAUCUCAACAAGCUCGUCCACGAAACGGCUAGCAGAGGUGCCGGCUAUGGUACUUCUCCGGAUGUUAUCGGCACACCAGACGAGCAGAUUGGUUAUGCUGCGUCAGACGAAUACACGGCUCGUCUUUCCUCGUCGCGCUCACAAUCUCGAUCGCGGAUUUCAAAGUCCCGAACUGGCAGCAUCCAACCAUCAGUCGAGUCACCGUUGAGGAAAAUGAGCUUCCCCGCCAAUCAGGCCAAGGCUGAAGAGGAGCCAAAGGAGCCAGGGGCUGGUGACCAUGCGCUGGAGAGCGAGGCAGACGACGAUGAGGUCAUUCACAUUGACCCCCCAACCCGCCGUGGCAGCAAGGUGGAUCAUCAUCAUCAUCACCACCACCACCAUCACCCUCACAAUCAAUCCACCGACGACCUUGGUGAGCAGGGCGAGGAAGAAGAGGGCGCAUGGCCUGAUGAGCGUGGCGUCGAUACCCCUAUUCUCGCAUCAGACGAGUUAGCCAAGGAUAAUCAUGCCGAGUUCUUACAACCGGCAGUGUCUCCUCAAGAGCGUCGCGGAAGUAAUUAUUUCGGCCAGGAGCUCGAGAAUGGAUUUUACUCAAAGCACACGAGUCGUGGAUCUAGUAUCGCUGGAAGCCGACCAACGAGCAGGCCUGGAAGCAUCUACAAUCUCGCGCCUGGAUUCGGACGACAUUCAUCCGUGGACGACCGGGAGCUGGAAGACGUGGAAGAAUACGAGCCGCUCUUCCCCGAGGAGGAUGAAAAGACUGGACAAAAGAAGCCCAUAACGUUGGUGGACAAGCUGAAGCGUCCUGCCACCAUCCGUCACAAGUUCCCCAGUCAAGAUGUUUGGGAAGACGCUCCAAACAGUUUGAAGCUCGAGACUACCGUCUCUACGCCUGAAGCUCCUUCUAAUGAAUCUCCUGUUGACCAACAACCCCCCAACAAGGAAGAGCCCACGACAGCGCCAGAGGAUCGCAACGGUGGCUACCACGUCGAUAUCUUGCCUCAAGUGACCAGGCAUCUUUCGAAGCCGAAAGUAGCCCCACAUCUCCGCAAUGAGGUAUCUCGGCCUCACAUCGCUCAUCGGUUCCCUAGUCAUGACAUUUGGGAAGAUGCGCCCGACAGUCUACAGCUCCAAACCACCGUCUCGACCCCUGAAGUCCCAGAUACGGAGAGCCCAAUCGACAAGGAGACCCGGGACUCGGCAGAAAAACCUGCGAAGCCUCCUAUUCCUGCACGCCCAGCAAAGGGAGCUGCAGCACCGGAAGCAGACAAGGGCGACGCAGCACAGGUGCCGGCAACAAUUCCAAGCCGUCCACCGCAGCGGCUGCGCCAGGUGCCGCCAGCGGAGAUUCCGCCAUCGCCGGCCCCAGCUUCGGAGAGCCAUGCACACCAAGUGGAAAGGAACGUUCCAUUGCCGGCCCAUGAAACGCACACGUCAGAGCGAAAGGCUCCAACGCUACCAGACAGGCCCAAGCCUCAAAUCCCUGCCCGCCCUGUGAGACCCACGGCGAAGGACAAUGCUUCGAUUGUCGCCGAGCACCUUGCUGCGAAACCCAAACCGGCUGUGCCUGGUCGGCCUCAGGGCUCCAAAAUUUCCAGCCUCAAGGCUGGAUUCCUGUCGGACCUCAACAAGUCGCUUCAGCUUGGACCGACCCGGCCCAAGUCGCCGGAGAAGUCUAACGAAGAGGCUGCCAAGGAAGAAGAAAAGGAGCCGGCUCCUUUGUCAGAUGCUCGUAAAGGUCGUGCUCGUGGGCCCGCGCGAAGAAAGCCUGCUACUGCCGCUGCCGCCGGCGCCGGCCCCGCCGAUGCAACUACGGCUGAGACUGCAAAGAAUGGCGCCAAAUUUGAGAUUGCCUUGCCAUGGAAGGUGUGGGAGGUCUCCGAGGACGGGCAUGUCAAUGUAAACUCUCCGGAGCCAGCGCCUGUGACACCCCCAGAGCGUGCCGAUUUGAAAGCAACAAAGGACGAGACGCCUACGCUAGCGACAAACACUGAGGGAGAUUUUGUACACCGACGUGAAGAGAUUUCUCCAGGUGCUUCUCGAGCCUCCCAUAUUCGAGACACGAAGCAAGACGAGCACCAAGCCAGCGAGGAGCUUGCAGAGAGACAUGAUCUUGCCACACAUGUCAGCAACCAGCUCGCCGCAACCGAGUUUGUCCCCAAGGCCAGCGACGAUCCAUUGUACGCUGGUGAAACGACCAAGUCUCAAGUUUUCCUCGAUACGACUGAGAGGAACGAGGCUGAUGUGACGCCCGAAGAUCCAGAGUUUGUUGCAGCAAAACGAGCCAAUCUCAUAGACACCGAGGUCCGAAGUCCCGAGGCAGUUGCGGCUGCUAGCGAGACUGCCAGCCCGGGCGUCACUGCUCCCAGAAAAUUUAGCACCCUGACCAACGAGACCGAUCAGACGGGAGAGCAUAACACCAUCACGAUCACCAGCGCUGAUGGCGAUGACUCCCCGGCUGACAAGGAAAAGCCCGUGGCGUAA
Messenger RNA from Xylona heveae TC161, 3432 nucleotides. RefSeq lists its product as hypothetical. The coding region runs from base 1 to 3432 and encodes 1143 amino acids. The transcript is spliced from 2 exons. Lineage: Eukaryota; Fungi; Ascomycota; Xylonomycetes; Xylonales; Xylonaceae. The record is from RefSeq and is a predicted model, not a curated record.